ACGUGAUCCAGGUACAGGACCAAAGACCGAAGGUGUUCAGAGACCGAAGGUGUCCAUUUAGAGAGAACAGAACAGAAGAAGGAAGGAAGUUAAAUAAACACCAAGAAAAAGAAACAAAGCUGAGGAGGCAGGAAGUGUGAAUCCAGCUGCAUGAACCAGUGUGAGGACAGAGAGGAGGGAGCCCCUUCCUCUAAAACCAGUCUGUGUGGGGACCAUGAGAACCAGAACAAAGCUCAGAGGUGUUUUUAUGUCAGGUUCCAACAAAGACGAGGAUCUGCUGGACCUGGACCUGGACCCUGCUGUUUGUCCUUUAAGAGCGACUUGUCAAAUGAGCGUUUUAUUAAUUUUAAAGACCAACCUGUAUCACAAGUGGACCAGCAGAGCUCAGAGGUUCCCAGUGCUCAGUCUGUCCAGCAGCACCAAACACAGCUGGACUCCAUAUUUAUGGAUGAGGAGGAGUUGGAUGGUGAGGUCGAAGAGCAGAGGAAGAGCAGCAGAGACGCAUUUCUGAAGAUCACAGUGAACUUCCCGAGGAAAAUGAAGCAGGAGGAGCUGGUUGACUGUCUGCAGAAACCAGAUCCAAUGGUUCCGGUACCAGAGCCACGGUUCAUCACAUAUUACCAGCAGAUGCUUCAAUCAAACCUCCAAGACCAGUUUCUCUGUGUGAAACCAGGCUGGUCAGAAGUCGACCAAUGUCUGGAUGACAUCUACACAGAGCUGUACAUCACAGCUGGGCCGGAUUCACACAUCAACACACAGCAUGAGGUCCAACAGGUUGAGACGACACAGCAGAAGCAAAGAUCAGCAGAGGAGCCAGUGAAGCCCAGUGACCUGUUCAAACAUCCCCCUGGUAAAUACAGACGCAUCAGAACAGUGUUGACCAAUGGAAUCGCUGGGAUUGGAAAAACAGUUCUUGUGAACAAGUUUGUGUUGGACUGGACCCAACAAAGGUCCAAUCAAGACGUGCAUCUGAUUUUCCCCUUCACCUUCCGUCGGCUGAAUCAACUGAAGGGACAGAAGUUUAGUUUGUCAGAGCUCAUUCAUGAAUGUAUCCCAGAAACUGAGUCCAUCAGCCUGGAGGCUCUGAAUUACAUCUUUACACAUCUACAGUCAUCAGGAAACAGCAACUAUGACAAGAGCAGAUUCAAACUUCUGUUUGUGUUUGAUGGACUGGACGAGAGUCGCCUCCAACUGGACUGUAGCACCAGUGAGAAGGAGACGGGUCAACGUGACGUCACAGAGUCCACCUCAGUGGAUGAGCUGCUGACAAACCUCAUCAGAGGAAAACUACUACGCUCUGCUCGCAUCUGGAUCACCACACGACCUGCAGCAGCCAAUCAGAUUCAUGGAGACUUUGUUGAGGUGGUGACGGAGGUCAGAGGGUUCACUGACCCACAGAAGGAGGAGUUCUUCAGGAAGAGAUUCACAGAUGAGGAGCAGAGCAACACAAUCAUGUCCCACAUCAAGACGGCACGAAGCCUCCACAUCAUGUGCCACAUCCCAGUCUUCUGCUGGAUCACUGCUACGGUUCUGGAGGAUCUGCUGGAAACCAGAGAGGGAGGAGAGCUGCCCAAGACCCUGACGGAGAUGUACGCAGAGUUCCUGGGGUUUCAGAUAGAUCGGACUAAAGACAAGUACGGACCAGAACAGAGCAGCAACUACAUCAAGUCAUUGGCUAAACUGGCUUUUAAGCAGCUGCUAAAGGGAAACUUGAUCUUCUAUGAGGAAGAUCUGAAAGAGAGCGGCAUCGAUGUCAGAGGAGCCUCAGUGUGUUCAGGAGUGUUCACAGAGAUCUUUAAACAGGAGCGAGGGAGGAAAACCAAGGACAAGAUGUUCAGCUUUGUUCAUCUGAGCGUUCAGGAGUUUCUGGCUGCUGUUCACAUGAUGCUCUGUUACACCAACGGGAGGAUGGAGGAACUGGAGGAGUUCCUGAAAGACUCCAGACAGAACAAAUCAAAUUUAAAAACAAAAAAACAGGUGUUUGGAAAUAAAAGUGCUGAGCUUCAUUCUGAAAGUUUCUCAUCUCUGGAUGUUGUCCUGAGUAAAACCAUGUUUAAAUCCCUGUUCAGUCCAAGUGGCCACCUGGACCUGUUUGUUCGCUUCCUUCAUGGCCUCUGUCUGGAGUCCAACCAGAGAAUCUUAGGAGGUUUGCUGGGUCACACAGAGAACAGUCCAGAAACCAUCCAGAGAAUCAUCAACAACCUGGAGGAGAUGAACAGUGAUAGAAUCUGUCCAGACAGAAGCAUCAACAUCUUCCACUGUCUGAUGGAGAUGAACGACCACUCAGUCCAUCAGCAGAUCCAAGAGUUCCUGAAGUCACAGAACAGAUCAGAGGAACUCUCCUUGAUCCAGUGCUCAGCUGUGGCCUACAUGCUGCAGAUGUCAGAGGAGGUUCUGGAUGAGUUGGACCUGAACAAGUACAACACAUCAGAUGAGGGACGACAAAGACUGAUCCCAGCUGUGAGGAACUGCCGAAAGUUUAAACUUUCUGACUGUGAACUCACAGAGACUCACUGUGAAGUUGUGGCCUCAGCUCUGAAGUCCAACUCGUCACAUCUGACACAUCUGGACCUGAGCUUUAACAACCUGCAGGACUCAUCAGUGAAGGUUCUGUGUGUUGGACUGGAGAGUCCUCACUGUCGACUGGAGACUCUGAGAUUAAGCGGCUGCAGGUUAUCAGAGAUCAGCUGUGAUUCUCUGGUCUCAACUCUGAAAUCCAACCCCUCACAUCUGACACAACUGGACCUGAGAGGAAACAACCUGCAGGAUUCAGGAGUGAAGCAUCUGUGUGAUUUUCUGGAGAGUCGUCACUGUCGACUGGAGACUCUGAGAUUGAAUGGCUGCAGUUUGUCAGAGAUCAGCUGUGAUUCUCUGGUCUCAGCUCUGAAGUCCAACCCGUCACAUCUGACACAACUGGACCUGAGUAACAACAAGCUGCAGGAUUCAGGAGUGAAGCAUCUGUGUGGUUUUCUGGAGAGUCGUCACUGUCGACUGGAGACUCUGAGAUUGAGUGGCUGCAGUUUGUCAGAGAUCAGCUGUGAUUCUCUGGUCUCAGCUCUGAAGUCCAACCUGUCACAACUGAAACAUCUGGACUUGAGCUGGAACAAGCUGCAGGAUUCAGGAGUAAAGUGUCUGUGUGGUUUUCUGGAGAGUCGUCACUGUCGACUGGAGACUCUGAGAUUGAGUGGUUGCAGUUUGUCAGAGAUCAGCUGUGAUUCUCUGGUCUCAGCUCUGAAGUCCAACCCAUCACAUCUGACACAACUGGACCUGAGAUACAACAACCUGCAGGAUUCAUCAGUGAAGGCUCUCUGUGACCUGGUGCAGAGUCCAGACUAUGGACUGCAGACUCUGAGGUGGAGAAGUUCUGAUAGGUCCAUGUUACCGGGAGCAGAGCGUCCUACACAACAGACUGAAACAGAAGCCAGAACAAGUGAACAAAUGAAGUGGUAGUAUUUAGACAUCGGUGACAGUGUUGACUGUAAUUACUCUUGUUAAAGAAAACCUGAUGUAUUUUCAUGUAUAAUUUACUACCUCAUUUGCAUUUUUGAAUAAACAGUGUUUUCACACAAUAAUGCUUUAGUGGUGCAGUAGUUAGAUAUCGGGGACAGUGUUGACUGUAAUUCUUCUUGUUAAAGAAAACCUGAUUUUUGUAUAAACCGUGUUUUCACACAUUAAUGCUCUAGUGUUGUAAUAUGUAGUAGACGUUCUGGUCACAGACAGAUUGUUUAUAAAGCAUCUUUCCUGUAUAACCUGUGUCCUCAAUGCUGCGCUUUCACGUUUUAAUUCUCAUUUUCUUCACCAAUAACAGUUUAAUGUCGUACAGAAAAGCUCACAGACAAGAAAACAAAAACAGAGAAGUCAUUGAAUAACUUUAUAUUGACCAGAAUGAAUGAAAAGCUGCUCUGUGUCAUAUCUCAGCCUUUGAUGACCACCGUUAGCACUGUCUGUUUGCUGUUUCUGGUUUUACUUGUCUUCGCAGCUGUCUUCGUCAUAUUAAUCCAUUCUGUGUAUUUAAUCACCAGUCCUCACCUCAGUUUUCUGCCAGAUCAUGGCGUGUAAUCACCUCACUCCAGUGUUUCAUCAUCAGUUCCUGUUCGAGUAAGACCCUGUUUUGUUUGUUUGUUUGCCUGUUCCCUGGCUGUGCAUGUGGGUCCUGCAUCACGGUCUCUUCUUGACGGUUCCUGACACUCUGCUUCCGCACAGUGUGACAAACAUGUAACUACAACACGAGCGACGUUCAAACUGCGUCAGGUUGUUUCUUAUACAACUACAUUUACUUAAAUCGUGUACAGACAAGACAUUAACACCACAUUUACACGGCAUCGUCAUGGACAGAUAACAUGCUUCUUCCUGCUUCAAACUGCUGCCGUCACAAAGAGCAACCAGUGCAGCAUUCAGAAGUUGGUCACUGUGGUGGAAAUUUCCCAUAAAGAGGCAGAUGAGAGAGUUGUCUUUUGUGAGAUUUAUUAUAAAAAUCAAAAAAAAAAAGCAAAUCAAAAACAUGGAUGUUGAUCGUGCAAAUUAACAAACCAAAAACCAGCUGGGAGAUCAGUGCACACACCACGAAGGUGUGAUGCAAAGAGCCCACGAUCCUUAAGUUGCUUCUGCCUUUUAGCUUCUCUGUCAGACUUCGGUGGAACGUCUGUGUAAUCCAAUCAAAUUACAUGCACCAUCUCAUCACUGUCACUGUGUGUGUAAAGAUGUUUUCAUUCUCACACCUGCAUCACUGGCGUCUGACUAUCAGAGAGGAAGGAGCUCAGAGUCUCAACAGACAGAGACACAACUCCCCGGCCUUGGGUUUGGGAGCUAGAGUUCGUCAGACAGAGACAACCAUUUAACAAUCUAGUUGAAAUGUCAAAUACAUAAAACAGAUGUAAGACAAAACAGAAGAUAUUAAUUGCAGAACAUAAGUCAUAAAUCAUAUAAUAACUGCAUAGAAUAAAAAAGAAAAAAAAAUUCCCAGUCACCAGUUAACAUGGUCACAAGUUAAUACGAAACACCAGAGAUCAUAAAAUGGACAAUUAACAGAUUAUGUUACUGUAACUUAUUCCUUCACAGUUGUGCUCAGUAAUAGUGUUGAACACAUGACUUAAUUUCAAGAAUCACAGGCAGGGUAGUUUAUUGUGUGUUGCUUCCAUACACUGCAAACACAGUAGUUCACUACGUGCAUUUUAAUCCACUGCUGAAUAUUCCCUUAAUAAUUUCUGAGACAUGGAAAAACUCUCUAAUAUAGAAAAAGUAGCUUGGUUUGGUUAUGAGAAAUCUGCAGCUUCUUCUUUUUAUCAUUUAUUAGCCAGUGAAUAACAUACUUGUAGAUGGCUCAAAUAAUUGUACUGUAUACAAUAUAAAAAAUAAAUGAAAUAAAAUAA
Molecule: messenger RNA, 5369 nt
Organism: Betta splendens (Siamese fighting fish)
Lineage: Eukaryota; Metazoa; Chordata; Actinopteri; Anabantiformes; Osphronemidae
Product: NACHT, LRR and PYD domains-containing protein 14-like
Exons: 12
Coding region: 151-3450 (1099 amino acids)
Molecular function (GO): protein binding
Source: RefSeq, a predicted model, not a curated record